AAGUGGAGCAGCAUCGUUUUCCUCAGGAUGAGUUUCAUAUGGAGGAGUGUCUUUAACAAACCGCGGCUCUGCCUCGCUCCUCCCCCCCGCCGGCUGCUCCACGUCGGCCAGCGAGCCUCCCUCACCAAAGCCUUCUCCUCCCGCGAUGUGGAGCUGUUCGCCGAGCUGACCGGCGACACCAACCCCCUCCACCUAGACCCAGCCUACGCCAGCACCACCUCUUUCGAGGCGCCCAUCGUCCACGGCGUCCUCAUCAACGGCCUGAUCUCUGCUGUGCUCGGCACCAGGAUGCCCGGCCACGGCUGCGUCUUCCUGCACCAGGAGGUCCGCUUCCCAGCGCCGCUGUAUGUCGGCGAGGAGGUGCUGGCUGAAGCCGAGGUCCUCAAGAUCAAGAUGUCGUUCGCCUUGAUCACCGUGACGUGCUCGGUCAAGGACAAGGUGGUGAUGGAGGGGGAGGUGAUGGUGAUGAUGCCCGAGGAUCAGCAGAAGAAGCGUUGAGAGGAGGGAAGUACAGAGGUCAGAGGUCACAGCACCCUGACACUAAACGGAUCAGACGAUGCAUCUGAUGCGACUGUUGCAGUGAUAAAAAACGGCCGCUGCAGCACAAACUGUGCAGCUCGGCAUCUCUGGAAGUAAUUUAGUUUUGAUUUGAUGCGUCUUUUCUACACAGUAGAAUUUGCACCAUGUUGUUUUCGUGCUGCCAUUUUUGCUGUGAUUUGAUUAAGUACUUGUAUCGUGACAAUAAGAAGAGCCAAUGGACACUUACCAGAGAGACAUGUCAGUCAGUUGAUGAUUUAUCGUUGAAUGUGUGUACUUUGUUGGCUCUGCUCUAUGUUUUGUUUAAUGUGUGAAACUUUAAGUAAAACUUUUCAAAUUUGUUCAAUCCA
Molecule: messenger RNA, 887 nt
Organism: Xiphias gladius (swordfish)
Lineage: Eukaryota; Metazoa; Chordata; Actinopteri; Istiophoriformes; Xiphiidae
Product: hydroxyacyl-thioester dehydratase type 2, mitochondrial-like
Exons: 1
Coding region: 28-498 (156 amino acids)
Source: RefSeq, a predicted model, not a curated record